Messenger RNA from Anneissia japonica, 661 nucleotides. RefSeq names its product arachidonate 15-lipoxygenase B-like. The record is from RefSeq and is a predicted model, not a curated record. NCBI's taxonomy places the organism in Eukaryota, Metazoa, Echinodermata, Crinoidea, Comatulida, Comatulidae. The transcript has 3 exons. Gene Ontology annotation, molecular function: metal ion binding; oxidoreductase activity, acting on single donors with incorporation of molecular oxygen, incorporation of two atoms of oxygen. Gene Ontology annotation, biological process: lipid oxidation. The annotation marks the transcript as partial.
UUAGUUGUUGAAAUCCAAAUUGAUCCUCUCCGUUUAUGUAAGAAUAUUAAGAAUCAGCACAAUGCUAAGAAUGUCUCUAUUUCAAUCCAGCUUACAGUUCCUAUGGCGCUCUACUACUCAAACGACAAUAACGACUUGCUUCCGAUCGCCAUUCAACUGUACCAACAAGCAGCUCUUGAUAAUCCGGUGUUUCUACCUAGCGAUCCCAAAUACACGUGGAUGAUGGCGAAAUUGUGGUUCAACCUCGCCGAUGCCUCCUACCACGAGGCGUGCUCGCAUCUAGCGUUCACUCACUUCAUUUUAGAGACCAUCUCAGUAGCUGUAAAUCGCCAUCUUUCGCAGUCUCAUCCACUCUUCCGUCUAGUUGCUCCACAUCUUCAUUUUGUUUUGGCUAUAAAUAGUCGAGGUCUGGGCAAGCUUUUGGCGAAAGGUGGCGCCUUCGAUAUUCUUUUUUUAAUGGGCCUCGAAGGAACCUAUGCGUUAAUAGCAAAAGCUUUCGAAGCAUGGUCAUUUACAAAAGACGGAAGUUUACCCGAAAAUCUAAAGAAGAGGAAAUUAGACGAUGCUUCAAUUCUACCAAAUUACCACUACCGCAAAGACGGCAUUCCCAUAUGGGAGGCUAUCAAGACAUACGUGGCCACCAUCGUCAGGCACUACUAUC